AACAUCGUCUGCUACUUCGCAAAACAAUACAAAAUAAAAUCACUUUACUCAUUUUGCAUUCGUUGUGUGUUGUGUUUUGGUUUAACAAAAACGAUAAUAAUAUGUUAGUGUAAUAUAAAGUGAAAUUAUUACUUUUAUGGAAACCUGGAAGUGAUUAGUAGCUAGCUUUAAUCAUAAUGUAGCACUAAGUCAAGUUCCGAAAUCCAUUAUCCGUAAAUAAAUUAUUGAUCUUUUAUUGUAUGAGACUGUAAAUAAAUAUAAACUCUAAGAAACAUGUCAGUGGUAAAAGGGAAGCUUGUUAAAAUGGAAGUUGUCCAAGUGGGUGACUAUGAAUUCACCAAGCAAGAUAUUAUUGGACAUGGAGCCUUUGCUAUGGUGUACAAAGGAAGGAAGAGAAAGAAUCCGUCACAAUCUGUAGCUGUUAAAGUGGUGACCAAGAAAGGACUUCAGAAAGCUUCAGAGAUUUUGGUGAAAGAAAUUAAGAUCCUCCGCGAACUGACUGCCCUCCAUCAUACCAAUCUGGUCGCCAUGCACGACUGUAUGGACAGCACCUCCUACGUCUAUGUAGUUAUGGAGUACUGCAACGGGGGAGAUUUGGCGGACUAUUUGCAAGCGAACCGUCUGCUCAGUGAAAGUACCAUUCGACUGUUCCUGAGACAGCUGGCUGAAGCGAUGCGCGCCAUCCACGCCAAGGGAAUAGUGCAUCGAGACCUGAAGCCUCAGAACAUCCUCCUCACACACAACGUUGCGCCGCCACGCACUCCUCAUGCUUCGGAAAUAACCCUCAAAAUUGCUGAUUUCGGCUUCGCAAGGUUCCUUGAAGAAGGAAAUAUGGCCGUCACGCUGUGCGGUUCCCCGAUGUAUAUGGCGCCAGAAGUAAUAAUGUCACUGAAGUAUGACGCCAAAGCAGAUCUCUGGAGUCUGGGUACGAUAGUAUACCAGUGUCUCACUGGCAAAGCUCCUUUCCAAGCCACUACACCACAUGAACUAAAAGCAUUCUACGAAAACAGCGUCGACUUGCAGCCUAAAAUGCCAGCAGGCACAAGUCCUGAGCUCUGUAACUUGCUAAUCGGCCUGCUACGACGAAAUCCUCGCGAGCGAAUGCCCUUUGAGGCUUUCUUCAACCACGCCUUCUUGCAACGGCCCCGGACCACCUCCAUUAACAGUUUGGACUCGGAUCUGCCCGACAUUUUGGAGAGCGAUCUCGAGGGUCGACCCGAUACUAACUGUUACCUAGAGGAGUCAUGGGAAAGUCAGGGAGUGAGCGUGCCCCCUUCCGUGGCGGGCCCGGGUGGGUCGGGCGCAGUGGGCUCGGCGGGCCCUAGCGCGGCGGCGCGACCUUCCUCCGCGCCGCGCAGCUCCAACCCACCACAAGCGCAGGCGCUACCCACUCUUCAGACGUACAAGAAAUCACAGCCGACAUCCUCCGCCGAGUCGUCAGACACGACCUGGGCGGGCGAGGACGACUUCGUGCUGGUGGAGGCGACGGAGAGCGGGUCAGCGGAGUACUCGGGCGCGUCGUCCGGCUCCGAGGCGGCGCCGCGGCCGCGCUCGCUGGCGCUGGCCGGCGCGCCGCCGUCCGCGCCCGCGCCCACCGCGCACGUCUACACCGCGCCGCCGCCCGUCACCGUCAACAGGAAUCCACUCGCCGUAACAUCUAACAAUAACGUACCACGAUCACAACCCAUCGACGUGCUUCGAUCGAACUACAGCCGUAACGCCACCAACAUCGGCUCCCUUUCACCACCCACUGUUCCGUUCACGAUGACGCCGCCGUCGACCCGGCGCCGCAGCAGUAACUCUGGCAGCUCGCCGCCUCCCUCGUUGUGGCAAGUCUCUCCCACCAACGCCAGCCCGCUGCGCAGAUCAGUGUGGUACACAGGGUCGUCUCCGCCGGUGUCGCUGGCGCUGAAGGCGAGUGGCGAGCUGACGGGCGGCGGCGGCGCCAGCUCGCCCAAGCGGCAGGCGUUACCCGACGCGUUACUGCGCGGCAUCAAGCUACACCAGCCGCCCGACCCGCCCGUCUACAUACCUAACUUGCAGGAGGAGACCAUCCUUGCCGAGGAGCACAGCAAAGUAUUCUCUCAGCUGAACUUCGUGUUGAUGUUGGCGGAACUGCUGUCGGAUCUGGCCGUGUCGUGCGGCGCGCCCAUCGCCGCGCUCAUGGACGUCUCAGACGAGCGCUGCAACGCGCGCGUGCGGCUGGGGCUGCUGGUGCAGGCCAUGCAGGCGCUGGCGGCCGGCCUGCGUCUGGCCGCCGCGCACUACCGCGCGCGCACGCUGCAGCCCACGCCGCAAGUCAGGAACGUUGUAUCCCUCAUGAACGGAAAAUACAAGUGGAUUGUUAAUGAAUCGAGGAGGCUCCAUGAGGCCGGAGUUACCCCUGCUGUCUGCGACAAAAUUCUCUACGAGCAUGCGAUUGAACUGUGUCAAAUGGCGGCCAUCGAGGAGUUGUUUGGCGAUAUGAAGGAGUGUGAGCGCCGCUACAUGUCGGCGCAAGUAUUGCUGCACUCGCUCGUCCAGCGCCAUCCCUUGCACCCGCAGCAUCGCACCACGCUCUCCAAAUACCGAGACGCCGUGCAACGACGACUGAACUGCCUCAAGGGGCCUCGUAAAAUAAUGGAUGUUAAACUUGAGGCCGGGAUCUCAUAAUGCAACGCGCGACUCAGGCGUAGGAGUAAGCGGACGUGAUGCAACAUGAAAAGUGAUUUUAUUUUGUUCUCAAAAAAUGACUCGGUGAGAAACGAAAUACUGUAUAAUCAAAAAAUGUAUAAAAAUAAAAAGUGAAUUAUCAAUUAAAAUCAUUGUAUACAAUCGUUUAGCAAUGACAAAAAAUGAAUAUUACAAUAAAUCGCAAUAGUGAAUUAUAUUUUUUAUAUUCAGUACAUUUCACAAAGUUCUUAGUAGAUAUUAUUAGAAUUAUGUUCUAUACCUUAUUUAGCACGGCAAAACGCAAAACUAAAGUUUAAUAGAUACUUAUUUACCCACUAUGAAUUACAUCUAGUUUAGGAUGUCUGCUUACCUAAAUGAGGUAUAGUAAAAUAAAAAGAUGAUUCAAUAAACGCUUUGAAAUGAAUAUAAAUAUAAUAUUAUAUAGUUUCAUAGAUGUGUGUCUAGAAUUCCUUUAAAAUAAAAAUGGUUGUAUCAUUUAGUGAGGUUUGAAAUUUUAGUACUAAGCACUUUUCACUUGAAGUAGCAAACUGUUCUACAUAAAUAAUAAGAAAUAUACGAGUUAUUUUUUCCAGUCAUCUACAUUUUAGUGAAAUAAAUAGGCAUAAGAUAGAAAACGUAGUAUUGUUUCGAAUUAAGUCUCAUUAACGUUUUAUUAUUACCAACUUGUAGUUGAUCAUGUAAAAUGAAAAUUAUGAAGUAAUUAUGUCUCGGUAUAAAUAUAAUGCUAUAGAGAUCUCAUUGACGACCAAUAACAAUAUUAUGGCAUUUUUAGGCUAAGCUACGAAAUAUGAUUUGAAAGUAUUUUCCUCAUAAUGAAGAUUGUAUGAUUGAAUGAAUUUUAGUAUAUUUUACUCUCCUUGUUUAUUUUGCCCAUAUUGUGAUCCUGAAAUGUAUUUUCUCCUCUCAAAAUGUCUACUGCUUUACUGAAAUAAGAAUAAAGACUGUUGUAUUAUAAAAUUAA
Spodoptera frugiperda (fall armyworm) is the source of this 3634-nucleotide messenger RNA. It is a transcript of the gene Atg1, whose product is annotated as serine/threonine-protein kinase unc-51. The record is from RefSeq and is a predicted model, not a curated record. Gene Ontology annotation, molecular function: protein serine/threonine kinase activity; ATP binding. Gene Ontology annotation, biological process: autophagosome organization; peptidyl-serine phosphorylation; autophagy. Gene Ontology annotation, cellular component: cytoplasm; autophagosome. Lineage: Eukaryota; Metazoa; Arthropoda; Insecta; Lepidoptera; Noctuidae. Bases 274 to 2652 code for a protein of 792 amino acids. The transcript has 17 exons.